Medioppia subpectinata is the source of this 944-nucleotide messenger RNA. The record is from the annotation of a GenBank genome assembly. Lineage: Eukaryota; Metazoa; Arthropoda; Arachnida; Sarcoptiformes; Oppiidae.
CGGGUCAGUGCGGCAAAGGAGACAAAUGUAAGUUCAGUCACGACGUGUCCGUCGAACGCAAGAGCGAGAAGAAGAACAUGUAUGAAGACAACCGACAGGAGGACACUAUGGAGGACUGGGACGAAGAAAAGCUCAAAGAAGUGGUCGAUAAGAAACACGGAGAGAGGGAAAGGAAAGGCAUGCCUACCACUGAUAUCAUAUGCAAACAUUUCAUCGAUGCUUUGGAAUCGAAUAAAUACGGCUGGUUUUGGGACUGUCCUAACGGUGGAGACAAAUGUCAUUACAGACACUGUCUUCCGCCCGGAUUUGUGUUGAAUAAGGACCGCAAGAAGAAGGACAAGAAGGACGACAUUACUAUUGAAGAAUUGGUUGAAAUCGAAAGGGCGAAACUCGGCUACCAUUUAACUAAAAUAACUCUACAAUUAUUUCUCGAAUGGAAGCGAAAGAAAUUGGCAGAAAAGGCAGACAGGGAUCAGAAGGAGACGGACCGCAAAAAGGCUGAAUUCAAAGCCGGCAAAAAUGUCGGUCUCAGUGGACGCGAAAUGUUUACAUUUAAUCCCGAUUUAGCCAUUGAUGAGGAUAUGGAAGACGGAGAGACGGCUUAUAUGGACUACGAUAGUGAGGACGACGACGACGACGAAGAACGAGGCAUUGUCUACAAAGAAAUUACUUUAGAAGCCCUUAUGGCCGAAGCGAAGGCUGCCGACGGAACCGGAACUCAAAUCGACAAAAGAGAGUUUAAUAUACCUAUUGAUGACACGCAGGCCAUAGCGGCGACGGGCGGUACCGAAGACACAAUAGAGAGUCCACCUAUCGAUGAAACACUGUUUGAAGACGACUUCGACGAUUUGGAUGACUUGCAUGAAGAACUGGAUUCAGUUUCAUUAGACAAGUGAUCAAAAAUGUUUUUUAUUAAAUUGUUUUUAAGAAGUUAUCAUAAAAAA